Molecule: messenger RNA, 1550 nt
Organism: Salvia hispanica
Lineage: Eukaryota; Viridiplantae; Streptophyta; Magnoliopsida; Lamiales; Lamiaceae
Product: alpha-1,3-arabinosyltransferase XAT3-like
Molecular function (GO): glycosyltransferase activity
Source: RefSeq, a predicted model, not a curated record
CCGAAAAUAAAAUCAAGGGUUAAUAAAUGUGAAGAAAAUGAAAAUGUAAACUCCACAGUUGAUGAAAAUGGAAAAACAUGAGAAGAAGAAGAAGAAGCAUGUUUUUCGGCUCAAUACAUUCAAAUUACUACUUUUGCUCUGCUUUGUUCUCAAUUUCUUCGUAUUCGGGCAGAGAAUUUCCUUUGAUGAACACUUCUCCGGCGGCAAAACCGCCAUGAAGAAGAUGAUGGAUGAGAAGGAAUUUAUCAAAUUUCAUGUAUCAAGACUAGUUCGAGGGGAGGAUCGUAGGAAACUUGAUGGGACGGGCUUCGCCUGCGACAACGCCGUCCACUCCGUCCACUGCGUAUCCACUAAACCCGUAAGAAUCGAUACACGGAACAUGACCGUGUACAUACCCUCCGGUGAGGACUCGCAGAACGAGACGUCCAUCGUGCCGUUCGUGCGACACGGAGACUUACCGAAGAUCUCCCCUGUUCGGAUGAUUUUGUAUGGCAACAACACGGACCCGCCCCCGUGCGAGUUCCACCACCGCCUCCCGGCCGUGGUGUUCUCCUCGGGGAGCACGGGGAACGUGUUCCACGAGUUUAGCGAGAUCAUCAUCCCUCUCUUCAUUACCACCAUGCACUUCGGGUCGCGCGUUCUCCUCGUCAUCGAGGACUACAAGCCCUCGUUCGUCGCAAAAUACCGCGCAAUCCUCUCCCGUCUCUCGUACCACGAGCCUAUCAACGCGGCCGCGAACGCUACCAUCCAUUGCUUCCCGUCUACCGUAAUCGGGCUAAAGUACCACGACGACCUGGCACUGAAUGCCAGUGACAUCCCAGGAGGGUACGGAAUGCCAUCAUUCCGUACCUUCCUGCGCACCGCCUUCGGCCUGCGGUACGCGCAUGUGUUGCAGGUACCCAGGCCGAGGCUGAUGCUUCUGUCGCGCACUAGCACAAGGAGGUUCCUCAACGAGGACGAAAUGGUCGAUAUGAUCAAGGACGUCGGGUUCCAGGUACUCGUGGUUAGACGGCCGAAACUAGCGUCGAACCUCGAGAAAUUCUCGCGGCUGAUAAACUCGUGCAGCGUGCUGCUCGGCGUGCAUGGCGCGGGGCUCACGAACGAGAUAUUCCUGCCCGCGGGCGCCGUGAUGAUCCAAGUGGAACUUCUCGGCACCGAGUGGGCUUCCAACAGGUAUUACGGUGACACAGCCCGCGCGAUGGGCGUGCGCUACUUGCGCUACCCGAUCGACCGGGACGAGAGCUCGCUGGUCAAGCUAUACGGCCGCAACAGCUCGAUCGUAACCGAUCCGGGAUCGGUGUACAUACAACAUGGUCAAAUACCUUGGAGAACUAUAUUUCUUGGUCUACAGAAUGUAAGAAUCAAUCUUGCUCGAUUUAGGGAAACCAUAGUUGAAGCGCUUAGUUUUGUUACAGAUUCGCCAAUUAUAUGAUAAUAUUAUUGAUUUUCUCAUAGUUUCAAAGGAUUGAGUUUGUUUGUUUCCAUUCAUACAUCAACAAUUGUAUUGAUCACCCACUGAAAUUCAGGGCACAUUUUGUUUCCAUUUGUUA